AUGCUGACUUUUAUCAUAAUUCCUAUCCUUGGCUUUGUCACUUUGUGGCAGGUACAUGCCGAUGUUCUCAUCACGGCCACCUUUCAAAACUCUGCCUGCUCAAAGUUCUUCUACCAAAACAAGGAACCUGCCGGAUUUACUAACAACAAUUAUGCCAGGAUAUGUCAGUCAUGGCAAAAUAAGUAUUAUUUCGCAUCUCUUUUCGAUCAAGGUCGGCGAAUGCCUCUGUAUUCUGCUUCUAUUUACAAGUACAGUGAUCCUGGUGACAAUGAUAACACAGAUAGUUUAAAUGACAAUUGGAAAUACGAGCCUCAGCUUGCAUAUCCCAAUGAAGGUGGAGAGAUGAAGGCAAUAACUUCAGCUGUCAAAAAUGAUCCCAUUAUACUGAACAGCCAAUCAGUCGAGAUCAACUACAGUUACACAUACCAUGGCAUCUAUUACUCAAGGGGCCAUUUGAACCCAGCCAGCUAUCAAGGCUCAAAGAAAUGCAAGAGUGCGACGUAUACCUUGACAAAUGCUCCUCCACAGCCUAGAGACUUUAACAGUCAACAGUGGGCUGCCACAGAAAGGAAAAUAGCAGAGAGGCUAUACCAAGGCUGCUACGUUAUUAGUGGAGCCAUUCCAUAUGAAGCGGACAAGUGGAUACCAGAUAAUAAUAACCAGAGAGUAGCUGUGCCACAGUUUGUGUGGAUUGCAUACUGCUGUCCAAACCAUCAAAAUGAACGUACUGUAGCCUUCUUAGGCCACAACGGUGGCAGCAGUUCUGUAACCAUAGGUGAUGGAGAUAAUAAGUUACAAUUUGCACCCAGUGAAGUAAAAGAGAUCGCUGUUAAUCAGUUAGAAAGUAUUCUGAAAUCCCGUUUUAAUUCUAAUGUCAGCUUCCAGCUGUUUGCUAACGAUUGCUCUUAAUCAGGGCUGGUAUCAAAUAUGAAAUUUCUGAGCUAAUUUUCUGAGCUAAUAGCCACAUCUGCAAUCAGGUCUAAUGAAACUCUCUUUUCAGUACAAAAUGUUUGUAUCUGCAAA
Messenger RNA from Protopterus annectens (West African lungfish), 1023 nucleotides. Its product is annotated as endonuclease domain-containing 1 protein-like. NCBI's taxonomy places the organism in Eukaryota, Metazoa, Chordata, Ceratodontiformes, Protopteridae. The coding region runs from base 1 to 909 and encodes 302 amino acids. The record is from RefSeq and is a predicted model, not a curated record. The transcript is spliced from 2 exons. Gene Ontology annotation, molecular function: hydrolase activity; nucleic acid binding; metal ion binding.